UUGAAACUAAAAUGAAACAGAAAAGCCCCCCCCCCUCCCCCCUUUCCUCUCCCCCCCUCCCCCCUUUCCUCUCCCCCUCUCCCCCCUCCCCCCUUUCCUCUCCCCCUCUCCCCCUCCCCCUUUCCUCUCCCCCUCUCCCCCCUCCCCCUUUCCUCUCCCCCUCUCCCCCCCCCCCCUCCCCCCCUUUCCUCUCCCCCAUUGACUGGGUGGUGAAACAAAUAUU
This is a messenger RNA of Candidula unifasciata, 223 nucleotides long. The record is from the annotation of a GenBank genome assembly. Lineage: Eukaryota; Metazoa; Mollusca; Gastropoda; Stylommatophora; Geomitridae.